CCACAAAAUAAAAGCUGGUUUGACAAUAGCUGGCUUGCUCGGCUCGUUUCUCUUGCUUCAUUUCGCAGUAUCUAUUGUGGUUAGGGUUUACAGGGUUUAACUAUGCCUCUGUAGGUUCUUCUCUUCUUGCUCACUCUGUUUGCAUUAGGGCUGUCCACUGUUACUUUCGGUCUCUCAAGCCCUAGGGUUUUUCAAAGUUCAUCCUUCUGAUUUUCAGUUCUAGGGUUUACGAUGUACCUUUACAGCCUCACUCUUCAACAAGCUACGGGUGUAGUUUGCGCCAUCAAUGGAAGCUUCUCUGGUGGAAAAUCCCAAGAAAUCGUCGUGGCCAGGGGCAAAGUUCUCGAUCUUCUCCGACCCGACGAGAACGGUAAGAUACAAACACUUCUCUCCGUUGAAAUCUUCGGCGCGAUUAGGUCUUUAGCUCAGUUUAGAUUAACGGGUGCCCAGAAGGACUACAUUGUGGUUGGGUCCGAUUCGGGCCGAAUUGUGAUCCUUGAAUAUAACAAGGAAAAGAAUUUUUUUGAUAAAAUUCAUCAGGAGACGUUUGGGAAGUCGGGCUGUCGCCGAAUUGUUCCAGGGCAGUACUUGGCGAUUGACCCUAAGGGUAGGGCUGUCAUGAUUGGGGCUUGUGAGAAGCAAAAGCUUGUUUACGUACUGAAUAGGGAUACGGCAGCAAGGCUGACGAUCUCGUCUCCUUUGGAGGCGCACAAGUCGCAUACAAUUAGUUAUUCGAUUUGUGGGGUGGAUUGUGGGUUUGAUAACCCGAUAUUUGCUGCCAUUGAGUUGGAUUAUUCGGAGGCUGAUCAGGAUUCAACUGGUCUGGCAGCUGCAGAGGCUCAGAAACACCUGACUUUUUAUGAGCUUGAUCUUGGGCUUAAUCAUGUGUCUAGGAAGUGGUCUGAACAGGUUGAUAAUGGGGCUAAUAUGCUUGUGACUGUUCCUGGUGGUGGAGAUGGGCCUAGUGGAGUGCUUGUUUGUGCUGAAAAUUUUGUGAUAUAUAAGAACCAGGGUCACCCUGAUGUCCGUGCUGUUAUUCCAAGGCGAGCAGAUUUACCUGCUGAACGUGGGGUUCUUAUAGUUUCAGCUGCUAUGCACAAGCAAAAAUCCAUGUUCUUCUUUCUUUUGCAAACUGAAUAUGGAGAUAUCUUCAAGGUUACGUUGGAUCAUGACAAUGACCGAGUCAAGGAGUUGAAGAUUAAGUACUUCGAUACAAUUCCUGUGACGUCUUCAUUGUGUGUUUUGAAGUCAGGGUUCCUCUUUGCUGCAUCAGAGUUUGGGAACCAUGCUUUAUAUCAAUUUCAGGCAAUAGGGGAUGAACCUGAUGUAGAGUCUUCUUCAGCUACACUGAUGGAAACUGAAGAAGGUUUCCAGCCUUUAUUUUUCCAGCCUAGAAGACUUAAGAACCUGGUUAGGAUUGACCAAGUUGAGAGUUUGAUGCCAAUUAUGGACAUGAAAGUUAUAAAUCUUUUUGAGGAAGAAACUCCUCAGAUAUUUGCACUUUGUGGGAGGGGGCCUCGCUCGUCACUAAGGAUACUGAGGCCAGGUUUGGCUAUUAGUGAAAUGGCUGUGUCGCAGCUUCCUGGUGUCCCAAGUGCUGUUUGGACAGUCAAGAAGAAUGUCAAUGAUGAGUUUGAUGCUUACAUCGUUGUCUCAUUUGCAAAUGCAACUCUUGUCCUUUCAAUUGGUGAGACAGUUGAAGAAGUUAGUGAUAGUGGAUUCCUUGACACUACCCCCUCGCUUGCUGUUUCUUUGAUAGGUGAUGAUUCUCUGAUGCAGGUUCACCCUAGUGGUAUUAGACAUAUAAGGGAAGAUGGGCGUAUUAAUGAAUGGAGAACUCCUGGAAAGAGGACAAUAGUUAAGGUUGGGUCUAACAGACUUCAAGUGGUUAUCGCACUGAGUGGUGGGGAGCUUAUAUAUUUUGAGGUGGACAUGACUGGCCAGCUGAUGGAGGUUGAGAAGCAUGAAAUGUCUGGGGAUGUGGCGUGUUUGGACAUUGCACCUGUACCUGAAGGGCGGCAGAGGUCCCGUUUCCUUGCAGUCGGAUCAUAUGACAACUGCAUUCGUAUAUUGUCUCUGGAUCCUGAUGAUUGUAUGCAGGUCUUAAGUUUACAAAGUGUCUCUUCCCCUCCAGAGUCUCUCCUUUUUCUUGAAGUUCAGGCUUCUGUUGGUGGGGAGGAUGGUGCAGAUCACCCUGCCAGCCUUUUCCUUAAUGCUGGUUUACAGAAUGGGGUUUUAUUUAGAACGGUGGUGGACAUGGUGACGGGUCAGCUUUCGGAUGCCCGCUCUCGAUUCUUAGGACUGAGAGCCCCAAAGCUUUUCUCUGUCAUUGUAAGAGGACGGCGAGCUAUGCUUUGCUUGUCAAGUAGACCCUGGCUGGGUUACAUCCAUCAAGGUCAUUUCCUUCUAACACCACUUUCAUAUGAAACCCUUGAAUAUGCAGCGUCAUUUUCAUCUGAUCAGUGUGCGGAAGGUGUAGUUGCUGUUGCUGGGGAUGCAUUACGGGUAUUUACUAUUGAGAGAUUGGGGGAGACAUUUAAUGAAAAUGCAAUUCCUCUGAGGUACACCCCGAGAAAGUUCGUCCUUCAACCAAAGCGGAAGCUUUUGGUAAUUAUUGAGAGCGAUCAAGGAGCAUUUGCAGCUGAGGAGCGUGAAACUGCAAAAAAAGAAUGCUUUGAAGAUGCUGGAAUGGGGGAAAAUGGAAAGAUGGAAAUGGAGAAUGGUGGGGAUGAUGAGGAUAAGGAAGAUCCGCUUUCGGAUGAGCAAUAUGGUUAUCCAAAGGCAGAGUCAGAAAGGUGGGUUUCUUGCAUAAGAGUUCUUGACCCAAAGACAGCAAACACUACUUGUUUGCUGGAGCUUCAGGAUAAUGAAGCUGCAUUCAGCAUUUGCACUGUAAAUUUCCAUGAUAAGGAGUUUGGGACUCUUUUGGCAGUUGGUACAGCAAAGGGCCUGCAAUUUUGGCCCAAAAGAUCUCUUGUUGCUGGAUAUAUUCAUAUUUAUAGGUUUCUGGACGAUGGAAAAUCCCUUGAACUUCUGCAUAAGACACAAGUGGAUGGUGUUCCUCUUGCUUUGUCCCAAUUCCAGGGAAGGUUACUUGCUGGUAUUGGACCUGUGCUCAGAUUAUAUGAUUUGGGGAAAAGGAGGUUGCUUAGAAAAUGCGAGAAUAAAUUGUUCCCCAACACAAUCAUGUCUAUCCAUACCUACCGUGAUCGUAUUUAUGUAGGUGACAUUCAGGAGUCAUUCCACUAUUGCAAGUAUCGACGAGAUGAAAAUCAACUAUACAUAUUUGCUGAUGAUAGUGUUCCAAGAUGGCUUACUGCAGCAUAUCACAUCGAUUUUGACACCAUGGCUGGUGCAGACAAGUUUGGUAAUAUUUAUUUUGUGCGGUUACCGCAAGAUGUGUCAGAUGAGAUUGAAGAAGAUCCAACUGGUGGGAAGAUAAAGUGGGAACAGGGGAAGCUGAAUGGAGCCCCUAACAAGGUAGAGGAAAUAGUGCAGUUCCACAUUGGUGAUGUGGUCAGUUGCUUGCAAAAGGCAUCUCUAAUGCCAGGUGGUGGAGAAUGUGUCAUUUAUGGGACUGUGAUGGGAAGUUUGGGUGCAUUGUUUGCUUUCUCUUCCCGUGAUGACGUUGAUUUUUUUUCUCAUUUGGAGAUGCAUAUGAGGCAAGAGCACCCGCCUUUGUGUGGAAGAGAUCACAUGGCUUAUAGAUCAGCCUAUUUUCCAGUUAAGGAUGUGAUCGAUGGAGAUUUGUGUGAGCAGUUCCCAACAUUGCCCAUGGAUUUGCAGCGGAAGAUUGCAGAGGAAUUGGAUAGAACUCCGGCUGAGAUUCUCAAAAAACUUGAAGAUAUUCGAAAUAAAAUCAUUUGAGAAGGGUGUUAGGUAUUUGCAUAUGCUGGAAUCUGACAUAAGAGGAUGAUCGGUUGGCUCAGAUGGAAUGCUCGAAAUUGCUUGAUUUGUCCGACAGAAAUGCAUUAUAAUGUGCCCAUCUCGUUUAUGGAAGACCUGGGAAGAAAGAAACUUUGUUGGAUUCAUUUAUCAAUUUUUGUUUUUUUUGUAUCAAAGUAAUAGUGGCUGGCAGAUUGUAGUGGUUGGUCUGUGAAUUAAUGAAUGUGUGUUUUUUGUUGUACAAGUAGGAUUUGAUUGUAAAAGUAAAUUAGUCUC
Molecule: messenger RNA, 4161 nt
Organism: Diospyros lotus (date-plum)
Lineage: Eukaryota; Viridiplantae; Streptophyta; Magnoliopsida; Ericales; Ebenaceae
Product: spliceosome-associated protein 130 A
Exons: 4
Coding region: 232-3867 (1211 amino acids)
Biological process (GO): mRNA splicing, via spliceosome
Cellular component (GO): U2 snRNP; nucleus
Molecular function (GO): protein binding; U2 snRNA binding
Source: RefSeq, a predicted model, not a curated record